Messenger RNA from Neurospora hispaniola, 677 nucleotides. RefSeq lists its product as uncharacterized. The transcript has a single exon. Bases 162 to 611 code for a protein of 149 amino acids. The record is from RefSeq and is a predicted model, not a curated record. NCBI's taxonomy places the organism in Eukaryota, Fungi, Ascomycota, Sordariomycetes, Sordariales, Sordariaceae.
UCGCACCCCAGUUAUCGCAUGGUCGUGACAGAUCAAUGAACUGGGCUGAGUGGUUUUGUUGAUUGGUCUUGACGGAUCAACUGGUCGGUCGGUCGGUCGGUCUGGUCAGGUUGAUCGAUAUCAGAAAUCAUCUCGCCAGCCUGGGCAUUCAUCCUAUUCUGAUGCAUGUAUCUUUGUGUCCACCGUCCGUCGUCCAUCUUCUCGAGGGCUUCCUGGUAUCUGUUAAUUGGGCUCGUGUUUUGUAUCAGCCAAGACUGACAAUCGGGAAGAUGAAUGAGCAAGGUGAGGAGAGAAACAAAAAGAGGGAACCCAUAUUCUUUACGAAGGAUCGAGACUCGUCAGAAGUUAGUUCGCGCCGUUAUGAAACUAUUUGUUGGUGGUCCAAGUCUUGUCUCUUCUCCCUCUGCCGAGAACAUGGCCAUCCAGCACUUACUAUUCAGUGUGCUCUCAUUCUUCUUGUGCUCCUUCUGAUCCAGCUCCGGCUUCCCUUUCUCACCCAGACCCUGCAGGGUUUGAAUAUACCCGUUAUUUCAUUAAUCUCACCCGUUGGUGCCCAACGAGCAAGGGUAAUGGAAGAGAAAACAUUGGCUUGGCCUUGGCGAGAGAGAUAACUACCGACUCCCUACUCCCGCUGGUGGAGAGUGGACACUAGUCCCUGAUGAAAUUCAAACGUUGUG